AUGUCUUGGCCUUGGUCGUCGGCAGCGCCAGCAGAAGAUAUACCCCCGGAGGAAAUCGAUACCGAUGCCUCAUUCUUCGAGAAAGAGGUUGAUCACGCCGUAGAGAAACUAGACGGCAUCCCGACACCCCUGCUGCUGUUUUCCGCGUUCGCGCUGGGCGCAGCUUCUACAUAUGCCUGCAUUCAUGCCCACCGUCGGUUCUGGAGACGACUACCGAAUGGAGACUGGAUCACCCCCGAGCAUUUUGCUAAGAAACGGUGGAUCAAGGGCGUCGUCACCAGUGUAGGCGACGCGGACAACUUCCGUCUGUACCAUACGCCUGGCUUCGGAUGGAGGUGGCCAUUGAAGUUCCGACGGGUUCCUUCGAUAGCGAAAGAGCUGAAGGAUGAGACUAUACACAUUCGGAUGGCUGGGAUUGACGCACCGGAGGCCGCGCAUUUCGGCCGGCCAAGCAUGCCUUAUGCUGCAGAAGCUCUUGCAUGGCUGAAACAGACAGUCGAUGGCAAAGCCAUAUACUGUCAACUCAUCAGGCGCGAUCAGUACUUCCGCAUAGUUGCUGUACCGGUACUCCCACCACGCCUCCUCCCAGCUUGGCUCAAGUCCGGAAGAUGCAUCUCGCUGGAAAUGCUGCACGCUGGCUGGGCAUCGACGUAUCAACAAGCCAACGCGGAGUAUGGUCAGUGGGGCAAGGAAGAAUUCUUGAGGAUAGAGCACGAGGCCAAAGUCGCGCGACGAGGACAGUGGGCCAACGGUAUAAGUGGAGAGACGCCCGCAGAGUAUAAGAGGCGCCAUGCUGGUUCUGCAGAUGCGGCAGAGAAGACGACCAAGGACUCACCAAAGCCUCCGGCGAAGAAAGUCGGGUAUGGUUCUGCAGAUGCGGCAGAGAAGACGGCCAAGCCCUCACCAAAGCCUCCGGCGAAGAAAGUCGGGUUGCUUGGACGGUUGUUCGGGAGGUCAUGA
This is a messenger RNA of Punctularia strigosozonata HHB-11173 SS5, 960 nucleotides long. RefSeq names its product nuclease. The transcript has 6 exons. Bases 1 to 960 code for a protein of 319 amino acids. Lineage: Eukaryota; Fungi; Basidiomycota; Agaricomycetes; Corticiales; Punctulariaceae. The record is from RefSeq and is a predicted model, not a curated record. Gene Ontology annotation, cellular component: mitochondrion; cytoplasm.